This is a messenger RNA of Zygotorulaspora mrakii, 1482 nucleotides long. It is a transcript of the gene ATG42, whose product is annotated as carboxypeptidase C. Gene Ontology annotation, molecular function: serine-type carboxypeptidase activity. The record is from RefSeq and is a predicted model, not a curated record. The transcript has a single exon. Gene Ontology annotation, cellular component: fungal-type vacuole. Bases 1 to 1482 code for a protein of 493 amino acids. Gene Ontology annotation, biological process: proteolysis. NCBI's taxonomy places the organism in Eukaryota, Fungi, Ascomycota, Saccharomycetes, Saccharomycetales, Saccharomycetaceae.
AUGAAGUUGUUGAAAAGUGUUGCGUUGACAGCACUUGCAGGCCACGUUGGGAUGGCAAGUGCCCUUUCUCUAUUUGAAGAUGUAGUAUCUCUACCCAAAUUUGAAUUACCACGGCUUCCAAGAAAUGCGUUUCAAGAUAUCAGACCUGGUUCAAAUGAUGAGGGUACUGUUACUUUGGCAUCGGAUAUAGACGAUAGCUACUCUUUGAGAAUAAAGAAGGUUGAUCCUUCGAAAUUAGGGCUGGACACUGUUAAACAGUGGUCCGGUUAUCUUGACUACGAAGAGAGCAAGCACUUCUUUUAUUACUUUUUUGAGAGCAGAAACGAUCCAGAGAAUGAUCCAGUUAUCUUAUGGCUCAAUGGGGGUCCAGGGUGUUCGUCUUUAACCGGCCUUUUCUUUGAAUUAGGGCCUUCAUCGAUUGGCGCCGAUUUAAAGCCAAUCCAUAAUCCCUACUCAUGGAACAAUAAUGCGUCGAUAAUCUUCUUGGAGCAGCCGCUAGGUGUUGGAUUUUCAUAUGGUGAUGAAAAGAUUGUCACUACUAGAGCAGCAGGAAAGGAUGUCUAUAUUUUCUUGGAAUUGUUCUUCCAAGCAUUCCCGCAAUAUAGCUCGAACGAUUUCCAUAUUUCAGGUGAAUCAUAUGCUGGACAUUAUAUCCCGCAAAUAGCUCACGAAAUUGUACUGGAGCAUCCAGAGCGCUCUUUCAAUUUGUCUUCCAUCUUGAUUGGAAAUGGCAUCACUGACAGUUUGGUUCAGUCAGAUUACUAUGAACCGAUGGCUUGUGGCUUUGGUGGCUACCCUGCAGUAUUAUCUGAGGAUAAAUGUGAUAAGAUGAAUAAAGAUGCUAAAAGGUGCCGCGUGCUAGCGGAAAUUUGCUACAAAACGGAAUCAAAUCUGCCAUGCAUUGCAGCUUCCUCCUAUUGUAAUGCUGUUCUCUUAGAUCCAUAUCAGGAGACAGGAUUAAAUGUUUAUGAUAUUCGUGGACCUUGCGAGGAUCAAGACGAGGGCGACAUGUGUUACUACGGUUUGCGUUAUGUUGAUCAGUAUUUAAACCAAGCAUUCGUUCAAGAAGCUCUUGGUUCUGACGUUCACAACUACACAGGCUGUAGUGAAGAUGUGUUUCUCGGUUUCGUAUUGACAGGUGAUGAGGCCAAACCAUUCCAACAGUAUGUUGCGGAAUUGCUUGAUCGUGAUAUUCCCGUAUUGAUAUACGCCGGUGACAAGGAUUUUAUCUGCAAUUGGCUAGGUAAUCGUGCUUGGUCUGAUCAACUCGAAUGGAAGUCCAAAGAAAAUUAUGAAUAUUUGCCUUUGAAGCCCUGGAAGAGUAAGGAUACUGGUGAAGAGAUUGGCCAAAUUAAAAAGUUUGGGCCUCUUACUUUCCUGAGAGUAUACGACGCAGGUCAUAUGGUUCCAAUGGACCAGCCAGAGUCCUCUUUAGAAAUGCUCAAUGGUUGGAUUCACGAUAAGUCUAGGUUGCUAUACUAA